CAUUCUGGGAAGCCGAGUUUACUACCGCCGAGGAAAGAUGGCAGGCGUGCAGCCGCCACCCCUCCGGAGCCUGGAUGAUUUCCUCCUGGGCUCGGCCCGGUUCGCUGUGCCCGACGUGCGCGACCUGGACCGCUGGAACAACCGCAUCAUCAACAACCUGCUGUACUACCAGAGCAACUACCUGGUGUCGGCGCUGGGCCUCCUGGUCCUGGUGGGGUAUUUCCAGCCCUUCCAGCUGCUCGUGGGGGCGACGGUGGUCACCUUGUUGUUCCUGGGCUUUGUCUGGGUCGCCGAGAACCGAGCUCCCGUUCGCCGCUUCCGCAGAAACCACCCCACAAUCUCCGUAUUGGCCAUUCUCUUGGCCAGUUACCUCUUUAUGUCGGUGCUGGGAGGUGUGGCCGUGUUCCUGUUUGGGAUUGCCUUCCCUGUACUGAUGGUUCUGGUCCAUGCAUCGGUGAGGCUGCGCAGCCUGAAGAACAAGCUGGAGAACAAGCUGGAGAGCAUCGGCCUGAAGAGGACACCCAUGGGACUCCUGUUGGAGGCCCUGGGACAGGAACAGGAGGCCGGAUCCUAGAGGGGAAAGAGGAAGAAGAGAUGUCCGGCGAUAGAGGGGGGAUGUCUGGAAAUGUCGAGACUAAAUGGAUGUGAGGUGGGUGGAGAACGGGAAGAGCAGAGGAAGAGAUCAUUAUUACUAAGGAAGUAGGAAGGAAGAGUCGGGAACAAAUUAACUAACCGGACACCUGGGAAACCGACUGAUGAAAAGGUUGGAAGUCAUCGUGACAAACAAAAGGAUAAAAUCAUCACUGCCGAUCUGCUUUUGUACAGAAAGUACACGUCUGUGUACUGUACAGUGUUGUAGCCAUACUGGCAUAUUCUUCUGUCUUCUAAAACAACUGCAGCUUUUACCUGGAAAAUAAGUAUUUUCCUCAACAUCUGAUUCUGUUAUUCAUUUAAGUAGAAAAUCUGGAAAUAAUUCAACUUUCUCUCAGAAUAUUAAAACUCAUUUUUUUCAGAAUAUUUCGUUCCCCAUAAUUUUGAACUUUUUUUUUAUAACUUAACAGCACCUUUUAAAAAACAAAUGAAUUGACUAGAUUUGAUUUGUAUUAAAUCUCUCCCCUCACCCUCUUCCCACAGUGGCCUGAAUACACAGCGGCCUGAUUUCCUCAUUCUUAUUUUCUUCCUGCUACCAGGGUCUCCACACGUCUCCAUACGGACAGCAGGAAAACCAAAGUGUUGGUCCUCUGCUAAAGGAUGUGGUAGUUGUAGUCGUACUAAUGAGCCUUUUCAUGCUCUCGUCAUUGCAAGUGUUUCAGGAUUGUGUCACUACAAUCACCCAACAGCAUUUUUAAUAAUCAACUCGUCCCACUGGAAUAUCUCGCUGGAAAUAUCAGUAAUAUCGUUCAAAAAAGGUCCUUUUCAGCAGAGCAGAUGGAGGCGAUACGGUAACCGGCAGGACCACAAUCAUGACACUCUUGAUCCACACUGACUUCAAAUUAGUUCCUUUUUGUUUCAUUUAGUGACUUACUUAAAUAAGAUGCGGUUAGAAGAAAACGGGAGAUAUGAAGAACAAAUCAUAGUCUGAGACUCUUUUGUCGAGCAUAAUAGUUUGUUGGUCCAGGACCAACAGGAGGUUAUGUGACGGAAACGCAUGCGUCGUUACAGUUCUUUCCCCCACAGCGCUGUGUAAACAGCCCUCCAUUGCUGCUCUGUCAUGUGCUGGCCGUGAAGCUCCACCGGAGCAAAUCCAGGACCUUGAAUGUACCCUUAAUUCCUUUUAUGACUUAAAUCCUUGUUACCAUGGACAACCACUGGCCACUAGUUUGUUGGUUGCUCUGCGCACACGUCUUCUCCUCCUUGUAAUUUACUCUCGGUCUUUAGCCACGCUUGCGAUGUUGCUCAAUGUUUCCACCAGUUGGGUCCAAACUGAAAUAUCUUGACAAAUAUUGGAUAGACUGGAAUUGAAUUUGGUUGCAGACAUGUAUGGUGAUCACAGAUCUGAUCCUCUGACUUGUCCUCCAAUAACCAUUCGUUCAGAGUUUUCUGAUCGUCCAAUGAAAUAUUUCAACAUCUAAUAGAUGGACCGGUAAAAAAAAGAAGCUUUUUGCACGAUCAUCAGUCCGUGCUUUAUGAAUAUACUAACAUGCAAAACUACGAUGGUGAACAUGCAGAACAAUCUAGCUAACACUGAUCAGUAUGUUAGCAUUGUUAGCGUUCUGACGUUAACAUUUAGCUCACAACCCAGUCUCCCAGAAUAAGAUGUUGGCAUUGUUUGUUUUCUGCAAACCACGAAUACGUUGAUGUUCCUGACCCAAAAAUGUGCUUCAUAUUAAUAUUACGGCAUACCUCUAUGUCAACGUGACCGCUCGUGGAGACCUUGCUGUUCUGAAACUGCAUUCUUAAUGAAGGCUAAGACACGGUUCGGUUUAGUAAAAGAUCUUUAGUUCUGGUUUCACUUAAGACACGAACACGGGUCUUCUGAGUGACAGUCCCGUGUUUGACACGGCCAGCCAUCCCAACCUCCUCCCAAUGCGGAUUCCCGUGGACUUUGACCAAAUGUAUUUGUGAAAAGUCCAAUGCGAAUGUUAUCCAGGAGGAAAAGAAACCUUCCCUUCAAACUUUAUUGACAAUGCAGCUUCGUUAAAUGGAAAGGUCAUUUUUCUGAGACCAGGCUGAAAUGCGGCCUCACAGCAUUGCGGAAGACUUUUAAUCUUGUUAUUUAUUCAUUAAUAUUUAUCCAUAAUACAGAGUGACUGAAGAGUCCACAAUGACCACCAAUAGCAUCCCGAUGGUUGGUUCCUUGCUUUGUAGACAUGAUGUAGGACAGCUAUAUUUUUCUUUUUGUACUACCUUGUGUUGUUUUUAAGCUAAUGAACAUUUAGAAGAAAGUACUAUUUAUGAAGGGUUUAUAGCUCAUGAUGUUGUAGCCUAGAUGGAAAGCUGAGUGAAGAUAUUUGACUAAUUGAAAAUGUAUGCUAUAGCUGCCUGUUGUGGGGACUAUGCAUUGUAUUGCUUUGGUUGAACCAAACAUGAAGACAUGACAUGUUCUAUCCACCUGUAGGUGGUAACCUUUCUCUGCAUUCCUGUAUUCCUUCUGUAUUAUUAUUAUUUGUAAUACUUGGAUGUUUUCACAGACCGAUUAUUUUCUGUUUAAUCAAAGUGUUGUUUUCUUUCUACCGUAACAUGGGAAAAGCAUUUAUUAAGAUGCAUAGGAUGCCGACUUUCGUUGUCACGUGUGCAUUUUUCAUUAUUAAUCAUAUUGCUGACAGUACAAAAAAAGGUGUUCUGGUUUCCUUAUUGUGCUAUAUGUGCCAUCGUAGUUUUCAUAUUUGUCCUGUACAGUUAUGUUUGAGACAUUUUAGACGUCGGACUCAUCCAGAGCACCCUGCUUGGCCCUGUAUCUCUAAACAUAAGUCAGGAAACACACAGUUCUGAGCAAAAACUAAUGCUUUCUGGUCUACUUGAAGGAUUUGUGAAUGACUAGAACGUAAACUGAAGGAGAACAUUUCUGUAUGACUGUACCUUUUAUUGAUUUAUGCAGCUAAUGAUUCUAAGUGUUCCGUGUUGCCUUCCAUUCAGCUAAAUGUUUGGAUUUUGAAUCUCCAACACCAUGUUUUGAUUGUUUUGCCAAAAGCUGGUAAUUACAUGUAUUUCCAAAUAAAUAAAUGAAACAAG
Molecule: messenger RNA, 3672 nt
Organism: Cyclopterus lumpus (lumpfish)
Lineage: Eukaryota; Metazoa; Chordata; Actinopteri; Perciformes; Cyclopteridae
Gene: praf2
Product: PRA1 domain family, member 2
Exons: 3
Coding region: 38-574 (178 amino acids)
Cellular component (GO): membrane
Source: RefSeq, a predicted model, not a curated record